AUGUUGGACCUCAAACAUCCGCCAUGGUCCCUCUACAUGGACCAGAACAUGGUCCUUCUACAUGGACCAGAACAUGGUCCCUCUACAUGGACCAGAACAUGGUCCCUCUACAUGGACCAGAACAUGGUCCCUCUACAUGGAUCAGAACAUGGUCCCUCUACAUGGACCAGAACAUGGUCCCUCUACAUGGAUCAGAACAUGGUCCCUCUACAUGGACCAGAACAUGGUCCUUCUACAUGGACCAGAACAUGGUCCCUCUACAUGGACCAGAACAUGGUCCCUCUACCUGGACCAGAACAUGGUCCCUCUACAUGGAUCAGAACAUGGUCCCUCUACAUGGACCAGAACAUGGUCCAAGAGACGCUGAAGGACCUUCAGACCAAACCAAGGACCAGUCAGAAGAUCCAGAGGUCCAGAGAAGGUCUCAAAGAAGACUCUGAAGAGAACCUCAAACCAGACCCUUCAGGGUACAGAGAGACCAGAGUACUGAUGGAAGAACCGUUCUUUUGACUGAAUCUUUAGAAUCAUUAAAACGAUUCGUUCAAAAGAUUCGUUCAAAAGAUUCGUUCACUGAAUCAGUCCUUGUUUCGGAGCCCCGCCCUGUCGCUGCAGUAAAACCAGUGAGUGACUCAGCGGCGAGUUCGUUCAUUAGCCCCUCCCCUCUCCUGCUGCUGAAGUCACAGCGUCGUUCACUGGGUGACUCAUAUUCGUUCAUCAAGUCCUGAAGGAAGAAUCACCCCCCCGCCCUGAAAAACUCACCUCUCUGUGUCUCCGAGCAGCACGCCGCUAAACGAGCGCGAGUCGUCGUUCUUUUAUAUGUCGGAAAAGUGGCGAGAUUAAAGAUAAAGAUGUCAGCUGUAGCGAGGAUUCAGAGACUUUUAAAGAUAUCAAAUAUCGUAUUUCUUUAAAUCGUCUGAAAUUAAAUCAGGAAAGUUUAAACUCGUGUUUUAAUGUAAAGGCGCCAUAAUGACCUGAUUUAUCUCAGUCAACCAACCGCUGCUCAACAGGAAGUGAACCACGCUAAACCCCUCCCUCCUGCGCCUGAAUAAAGUCGUUCAGAAGUCGUUCGUUUCGUUCACAGUCUGACUGAUUCAUGUCGUUCAUUCGCUGUGAGUAAAUCACAAGACUCCGCCCACUCGCUGUCUGUCUGUGUGUCGUACUUCAAAGAGUCAAAUGCGUCACUUCCUCUCCUGACCGACACGCCAGGAACUGAGAGAGGAACCGUUCAGGUCUCAGAGUGAUUCAGUUCACCUCAGCAGUUCUUUUGAACGGAUCGUUCAUGAACGACACAAACACAAAGGGUUCAGAGCGGGUCCUGGGGCGAUGGUGGUCCGUGGACUUGGAGAGCCGGGUCAGGAUGGAUUGAGACCAGACUCUGAAAGGGUUACAGACCCAGACCCAGAUCCAGAUCCAGGUCACAGUCCUCCUGGUUAAUCAGGAUCAGCUGUGACCCCCCCUCAGCUGUCUCUGGGUUUGUUCAGGUCCUGACUGCAGUCCCUGGUCUCUGCUCCAGUCUUUGAGGGGUUCUUUUAG
This is a messenger RNA of Xyrichtys novacula (pearly razorfish), 1533 nucleotides long. The record is from the annotation of a GenBank genome assembly. Lineage: Eukaryota; Metazoa; Chordata; Actinopteri; Labriformes; Labridae.